CAGAAUAGACUUCUAGGAAAGAGUCCAUUUGAAGAAAGCCAAGCCUUUUCGCUUGCGUCCCCUUCGCGCAUUGCAAGUUUCCGAUCGCGGCGACAACACACUCCGCAUCGACGACGACGACGCCGCCGCCGCCGCCGCAAAACACUAAACUGGCUUAUUUCAAAAAAAAAAAAAAAAGUCAACACUUUUUAAAAAAGCGAACGUCGUCUUUUGGCCUUCGGAGUUUUUUUUUGGGGGGGGGCAACCGAUAUCACUUGAUAACCUGCGCUUGGUUAUUUUCACGUAAACUUUUUCCCCAAUUUUUUUUUUUUAAUUUUUGAUUUCAUUUUCUUAGCUCCGUCGUCUUUUCUACACAAAACAAGGUCGGGGGUGGAAAUACGACUGGAAUUAAAGUGUGGGUUGAAGAAAUAGCAUGAUUCUCUGUGUGCCAGGUCCCCGAGGUCUUUUGCCCGCCGCUCCAACUACUGAGGCCCCCCGGGGGGGCAUGCGGGCAGGGUCGGUCGCGCCUGCGCCUUGCCUUCAGAGCAGCCCGCCGCUAUGGGACCCCACGAAGGAUCUGCGGGCCAUUGCGAGCAACUUCUGCUACCUGGAAACAUCAGGGUGGUACUGGGGAGCAAUAAGUGCGGCCCAGGCCCACAGUGCACUUCAAGAGGCCUCUGAAGGGGCUUUCCUGGUACGGGACAGCAGCCACCCCCUGUACAUGCUCACCCUCUCGGUCAAGACGGCGCGCGGCCCCACCAGCAUCCGCAUCCAGUACAGCUGCACGCGCUUCUUGCUGGACUGCAGCUCGCCGGCCCGGCCCAGCCUGUCUUCCUUCCCCAACGUCCCCAGCCUGGUGCAGCACUACAUGGGACCGGAGAGGAGAGCGGAAGACGAGGAGCGGGGCACGGCGGCCGAGGAGGCCCCUUCCAAAGCGACGAUCCAAGAGCCCUCGGCGUCGGUGGUACUCAAACUGAAGCGGCCCGUGUACAAGCCGCAGAGUCUGCCCUCCCUGCAGCACCUCACCCGCAUGGUCAUCAACCGGCAUUCGGAGCGCCACGACCAGCUACCACUCCCCAGGCCUCUGCUGUCUUUCUUACAGGAAUACCCCUUCAAGGUAUGAGUCUUAUCUCGAGUGCAAAGGAGGACAUAAACAAACAGGUCCUUUUUUUUUUUUCCCCUCCUAAAAAAACAAACCAAAAAAAAAAAAAACAACAAAAUGACACUUGCUGCUUUGGAACUUUGGACACAGGGUCUUUUUUUUUUCCCCCCCCCAAAACAUGCACACAAUACAUUCAGUUCCUACCAGCGAGCACGACUGUGCGUGUGUGCGUGUAUCACAUUUGGACUGGCCUGCAUGAGAUGAACGUACAGUGACUCCAAUACACACCUUUGCCGAUGAUAUUUGUCUCAGUAAAAACUCUUUUUUUCUACCUUUUCCAUGAGUAACGUCGUUUUUUUCCCCCACUUUUUUAUUAACCUGUUCAGCCAUUUCAGUCUUGAGAAUAGAGCUAAAACCAUGAAAAAAAUUCAAAGUAAAUAAAUAAAACAAAAACAAAAAAGACAAAGAUGAAACAAAGAAAAGGAAAAUAAACAGACUUCAUAAUCUAGAAUGGACUUUAGGGCCAAUCAGUAUUUUUAAAUUACAGUAUGUGGGCUCCCUCCGGUUCUGUUAUAUUUAACUUUUUAGUAAAUUAGCAUUGAAUUUUGGAGAGCAUCUUGUUUUUUUUUUUUUUGUUUUU
Messenger RNA from Syngnathoides biaculeatus (alligator pipefish), 1721 nucleotides. RefSeq names its product cytokine-inducible SH2-containing protein-like. The record is from RefSeq and is a predicted model, not a curated record. Gene Ontology annotation, biological process: phosphatidylinositol phosphate biosynthetic process; intracellular signal transduction. The transcript is spliced from 3 exons. Lineage: Eukaryota; Metazoa; Chordata; Actinopteri; Syngnathiformes; Syngnathidae. Bases 413 to 1102 code for a protein of 229 amino acids. Gene Ontology annotation, cellular component: phosphatidylinositol 3-kinase complex. Gene Ontology annotation, molecular function: 1-phosphatidylinositol-3-kinase regulator activity.